Messenger RNA from Cavia porcellus (domestic guinea pig), 5343 nucleotides. RefSeq names its product interleukin 17D (gene Il17d). Gene Ontology annotation, molecular function: cytokine activity. Lineage: Eukaryota; Metazoa; Chordata; Mammalia; Rodentia; Caviidae. The record is from RefSeq and is a predicted model, not a curated record. The transcript has 5 exons. The coding region runs from base 315 to 1340 and encodes 341 amino acids. Gene Ontology annotation, cellular component: extracellular region. Gene Ontology annotation, biological process: inflammatory response.
UUCUUUUGUUCUGGAAGUAUAUGGUCCUUUAUUUCAGUAUAUUUUCUUUAUUCACAGAAUAUUAGGCUCGCAUUACACGACCAGUGCACUUACAAUUCAGUAAUCAUGGGGUAAGACUGUUCCAACAUCGCCACAACAGACCAAGUGAGGCCCACUGACAGCCACAAGUGGGGCGCGGGGGGUAUUCAGCGCUUUGAGUUUAGGGUUUGAUAGGCACAGGGUCAUUUUACAGGUUUAGGAGAAAGGAGAAAAAAACCUCCCCUCGCCUUAUUAAAAAAUGAGACUUGAAAAUCUCUAAUAUACGUCUUCAAAACAUGAGAACUCAGGAAGUAACUCCAAGGCGAAUCCUUCUAGGUUUUGGGUUUAAUCUUUCUCCAGCUGGUCUAUUCUAUUCUUGGCCCGCUUUCGUUCCUCGAGAAAUCCUCUUCCUGAGCCAAACUCUGCCUCCUCUAACUUGGUCCUGGCGGGCCCACUCGCGGCGGCGGGGCCCUCCCGGCCAGUCUGCUCCUCCUCCUCCCGCCAGCCGGGACGCCCAGCUGCGGCCGCGCCGCGCGCCCAGCAGUCCGAGCCGGCGACGCGCGCCCUCGGGGCGGCCCCGGGUGUGUUCAGCUGCAGCGCCGCGGCUCACGCCUCCGCGCCGAACCUGCGCGCGCUGUCGGAAGAUGCUGGGCACACUGGUCUGGACGCUCGUGGCGGGGCUCCUGCUGGCGCUGCCGCCCGGCCGCGCGGCGGUGAGGGCGGGCCGGCGCCCGGCGAGGCCGCGGGGCUGCGCGGACCGGCCCGAGGAGCUCCUGGAGCAGCUGUACGGGCGGCUGGCGGCCGGCGUGCUCAGCGCCUUCCACCACACGCUGCAGCUGGGCCCGCGCGAGCAGGCGCGCAACGCGAGCUGCCCGGCAGGGGGCAGGCCCGCCGAGCGCCGCUUCCGGCCGCCCGCCAACUUGCGCAGCGUCUCGCCCUGGGCGUACAGGUUCCACCGUUGGCUGGCUCCAGGACAAGGUGGCAUGGCAGAGGCAGGCAGAAGGCAGCCAGGGCAAAAGCAAUCCAGUGUCAUAUUCUUAAUCCCAGGAUCCCACACCCUAGAUCCAGCCAGUUCCACCUAUGACCUCAAGCUUUCCUCAGACAAUACAAGUUCCUGUCUUCUCCACCUUUCUGGGAUGUCCACUGCACCUUUCGCCGUAGCUUCACAUUUACAACACCCCAAACUGGCCUCUCAAGGGUGUACUACAUGGCCUCCCAAGCCUUCCGAAAUCUGGAUGGAAACCUGCCUGACACCACAACUCCUGCAUACUGCGUGUGCCUAUAACCAGCACCAUGUGGAUGAUGCCAGAGUCUGCUACUAGUUGUAGCCAGGGUUCCUUCUUUCUUGAGUAUAGGAGUCAACUGCCUGGAUUGCGAAGCACAGUGAAUCCAAUCUGAUGAGUAAAUUCUCUAGGCUGCUGCCAUUCUGAAACAAUGCACUUUAAGGCUAUCUUUGGGGCUGCAAAGAGAGAGUCCUGGUAGUUUUUGUGACAUCUCAAGCCACCUUUUCUCUUGUGCUCUUCCUUUUCCAUAGCCACAUUUAUCUCUUCUCCAUCUUUGCAGUCCUCAGCUUUUCCAGAGCUUUUUUUCUGGCCAAAUCCAAAAUGUCUGAAAUCAUUCUGCUGGGUUUCCUGUUCUUGAAGCUCAACAUAAACCUGGCUAAAAGCCCCCCAGUAGCUAUAUGACUGCCUCAACAUUAGAUUGCCUUGAAAUUUCUUCUGCAGUAUUAAUUGGUUGACCAACUUUAAUCUCCAUUUCAGGCAAAGUCUCUGGACAUCAGCAAAAUGCAGAUAAAUUUUCUACCAAAGAAAAACACAUGGUUUAGAAUCCAAUAGCCAAUGCAGCCCUUGUUCCUGAAAUCUCCUGAGCCUGGUCUUUACUGGAUGUAUUUCUAUCAGCAUUCUGGUCUUCUGAGUUUGGACCAGAAUCUCCUGUCAAGUAUAGUUUAAAGCACUCAAGGACUGCUUCUUCAGCCACUGUCUCCAAACCUUGCCAAACUCCUCCACAAGCCACUCCCAAAGGCCCCUGAAGCACAUGGUCAGGUAGUGUCACAACAGUGACCCCACUCCUGGCACUAAAACCACUCAGUCAGUGCUUACUAGAGAAACAGAUUUAACCCAAGAUACACAAAUACGUAAGAAUUUACAAGACUGACUUACAAGGGCUAUUCAGAGGCAGGUGUUAAAAAGUGUAAAAGGGGGUGGGGGCUGGAGAUUUAGCUCAGCAGCAUAAGUGCCUGCCUUGCAAGCAGGCAGUCAUGAGUUCGAUCCCCGGAACUGAUAAAAAUGAAAAAGACCAAAAAAAAAAAAAAGUGUAAAAGGGCUGUCUGUGCCCUUGAGAUCUGAGGAUAUAGUCAAAGACCUGAAGCUCAGUGUAGUAUCCUAUGGAGGUCCAUAUCAGGAUGCUGAAGGCCUGCAAUUGAAGGUUUAAGGUUCUGUGCUAGAGACUGAAGGGUCUGUGCUGGCAGCCAGGAGACAAUUUCCAAGGUGAAGUAAAAACGGAUUUCCUCCAAAGUCCCUUUUAUAUCGCUGAGGUAGCAAGCCUAUUGGUUGCUGUCACACACACACCCAGUAAAUCACAGAAAAUCUUCACUAACUCCUUUGACCACACCCAAAACUAUACUAUAAUGGCCAAUUUAGUCGGCCAUUUCUUACUCAAAUUGGCAGAAUCAGUUAAGUAUCAUAUUCUUCAAGCAACAAAAACCUUGUACAUAACAACCACUGAUAAACCUGUGUAUUUUCACCUAUUACCAAUAGUGUAACAGGGAUUUAUAUGCUGAUUUUACUAAAAGCACUGACUGCUGCAUCUGUAGAUGCCCAAAUGGGCAACUAAAAUCAGAAUAAAAACUCCAACAUCUUUGUUUUCACUCUGAUCUAUCCUUUCUUUGAGUCAUUACCUCCUGCAGCCAACAGGAACCACAGGCCUGAUGAAUAAACAUCUUGUGAUAAGGAAGUAUUCACCUAGGCAGCACUGACUUUAUCAAGACAGAGCUCUGACCCGACCAUCCCGAGGUAAUGAUUGACCAGCCCACAGCUGGACUAGGACUGCUGAAUUACACAUAUUUCAUGCUAUAUAACCUUGGAGCUCUUGUUAGUGCCCCCUCACCCCUGCCAAGAAACAAUUCUGCUGAGAAGACCCUUGUCUUCCCAGGACAGCUAUACUGAGUAACUGCUUUCCUGCCUCUGUGUCCCCCACCUGUCACUAGAGACUGCCCCCAUGGCUUCACACAUACUGGGUAAACACUCUACCACUGAGCUUACCCUUGCCCUGCUUGCCUGCCUUUUACCAUUACUUUUUCUAUUUGGUGUAGGAGCAAGUGGCCAAACUUGAUUUACUGGGACUCCCUGAAGUGUCAGGCCCUGCUCUGGCAAAAAUAGUGUGGUGAUUCCUUUCUGCUUUCCUUCAUUUAAGACUUACUAUGUAAAAGCUAGCUAAUAAAAGUCUGGUUACACAAAUUAAACUCUUUAUGAAUGUGUAUUUGCUACCUAGGAAGGCAAAAAAAAGCACAAGUUACAUACGAUAUGAUUAGAUCUAUAUAAAGUUUAAAGACAAAUAAAACUAUGUCACUUAAGGAAGUAUAUGCUCCUCUAUUUAUUUAUUUAUUUUUUAUCGGUACCAGGGAUCGAACUCACGACCGCCUGCUUGCAAGGCAGGUGCUUAUGCUGCUGAGCUAAAUCCCCAGCCCCUACUCCUCUAUUUAUUGAAGGCAGAUGGAUUUUAUUGCAAAAAUCUCCCCAAAUAGAAAACUACAUGGUAAAGAAGAAAUAGUAAGAAAAUCAGAAGAAAACUACUUCAGAAAAUACAGAAAAAUACAAAAAAAAAACCAAAAACCGGAAAUCAGAAGAAAAAUACUUUCCACAUAUUUUAUGAUGUCAGCAUAGAACAUAAGACAAUGCCUGUAAUCCCUGCACUCUGGAGGCUGAGGCAGGAGGAUCAUCAUGAGUUGGGGUCAACUCCAAGUAUUGUCAAAACAAAAAUCUGUGAUGUGACUUUUGUGUGUUCACAAUGACUUAAAAAGAAAAUAUGAACAAUUUUGGCCUUUAGUUUGGCCCUGUUAUGCCAAAGAAACAAACAACAAAAUUUAAAAUAAUAGAACAGGAGAUGGCAGAGUAAUAAGUCACAACAAAUCAACCUAUCUAAGAUUCAGAAUCCAGACAGUGAGAUAUAACAACUUGGAAGAAAGGAAGGAAGGUAGGCUGAUCCUCAGGACCCAGCAGAAGUCUGAAUCUGAAGGGAGAACUGGAACCCACAGAGAAAAUAAGGAGACACAACACAGAAAAAUGAGGUGGCAAUCUGUACUUUCUCCCCAGCUCCUCCUGGCUAUUGGCAUAAGAAGACUGAAUCUGCAGAGAUUCCGUGAGGGUGGGUGCCUCCAGAGGCCUGCAGGGAGAAACACAGCAGUGGAGCAGAACAGUGGAUGCUAUGUGCUACAACAGCUGGGAGGUGACUGCAGCCCAAGUGUCUGCAUGUCCUCUAGAGACAGUGCCUGGCAAGAGGCCAUUUAGGGAAGAGCCAGCUGAACAAGGGACCCAGCGCAGCCAUUCAUCCUAGGGCUCCAGAUGUUGGAAUCCCACUGUGCCUGGAUGAAAGAGGACUGCAGAGUCCAGGGUCGGGGAUCAGAGGGCAGGCUGAGAACAGACACCAGAGUGUUGCAGGCUGAAUGAUUCAGGCCCUGACCCCACAACCAGAGGCCAGGAUCAGCGUGAACUGUGAAGAUGAAGCACCAGAAUAAGCACUCUGCACUAUUCUUGUUGGAAACUGGUGGGAGUAUCCAGCACCCCACACUAAUCCCACUGCAGGCUUGCUGGGAUCCUCCAGCACAGAUUGGCCUCUGUCUGUCUCCUUGUUAGCCAGUGCCAAGAGAGACGUCUCCAAAUUAGAUACUACUACAAAACUGCAGACCCCAGACAAUAACAUGGGCUUGAAAUAACAGAGAACUCUCUUGCUUUUCUUUUUUCAUUGCUUUUUUUUUCAUUGCUUGUUUUUUCAUGAGUAUGAACACUAUUUCCAGUUUUUGUUUGGUUUGGUUUUGUUCUUCUUUGUGUUUUUCCUUCUUUCUUCAUCAGUUUUCUGUCUUCUUCAUCAGUUUUCUGAAUGUUGGGUAAUCUUUCUUUGUCCUUCAGCCUUGCUUCUACUUUCUUUUUCUUCUUUUUUAUUUCUCUAUUUUUUUCUUCUUAUCCCUUUAACAUUUUCUCACUGAGGGUGAAAUCACUGUACUGAGGGGAUAUUUACUAUGCAUAAUUUUCUGAUUUAAAUUUUUUAUAACUAUAAAAUCUUGUACUCUAGUUUAAUGUGGCAAAUUAAUAAAGUUUGUCAUUUUCUACA